This is a messenger RNA of Anthonomus grandis grandis, 5484 nucleotides long. Its product is annotated as rho-associated protein kinase 1. Gene Ontology annotation, biological process: actomyosin structure organization; Rho protein signal transduction; regulation of cell junction assembly. The record is from RefSeq and is a predicted model, not a curated record. Gene Ontology annotation, cellular component: cytoskeleton; cytoplasm. Gene Ontology annotation, molecular function: Rho-dependent protein serine/threonine kinase activity; ATP binding; small GTPase binding. The transcript is spliced from 15 exons. The coding region runs from base 204 to 4325 and encodes 1373 amino acids. NCBI's taxonomy places the organism in Eukaryota, Metazoa, Arthropoda, Insecta, Coleoptera, Curculionidae.
AAAUGAAAAUGGCUGUCGUUUAGAAUAUUUUUUCUACAAAAUUAUGUUUGUGUCGGUAAUUCGAAUACGAAAAAUACCGUAAUUGUGUAUUGUUUUUCCUUUUAGAUGAAAUAUAGAAUGUUAAAGUGGUUUUAGUUUAUUUUGUGAUGAAAAGGUUGUAGUUGGUACUCAAGUUAGUCAAGUUACUCAUAGCUCUGUUCAAUAUGGACCUCACGGGCGAUGAGGACCGAAGACGGCGUCUAAAUUUGCUCAAAGGCAAAAUUCAUGAUCCACAAGGAAAGGGAAACAUCGAUUCUCUUCUGGACACUGUACAGGCUCUCUACACAGACUGUGACCAUCCUGCCAUUAAAAAACUUAAGAACUUUGAAGUUUAUUUAAAUAGAUAUGACUCUGUCGCGAGCGACAUAAUAAAUCUUCGAAUGAAAACCGAUGACUUUGAAUACAUCAAAGUCAUCGGUAGGGGAGCAUUUGGAAAAGUUCAACUUGUAAGACAUAAACACACCAGACAGGUAUACGCAAUGAAAAGGCUCAGUAAAGCAGACUUAAUAAAGCGUUCGGACUCGGCGUUUUUCUGGGAAGAACGGCACAUUAUGGCACAUGCGAAAUCCGAAUGGAUAGUCCAAUUACAUUACGCGUUUCAAGAUGCCAAACAUCUUUAUAUGGUGAUGGAUUACAUGCCGGGUGGCGAUAUCGUAAAUUUAAUGCUGAACUAUGAGAUACCUGAGACGUGGGCCAAGUUUUACACUAUGGAGGUUGUUCUGGCCCUAGAUGUGAUCCACUCAAUGGGUUUUGUUCAUAGGGACGUCAAACCCGAUAACAUGUUAUUGGACAAACAUGGACAUUUGAAAUUGGCAGAUUUCGGUACUUGUAUGAGGAUGGAUUCUGACGGGUUAGUUAGGUCUAAUAAUGUCGUCGGCACUCCCGACUAUAUUUCACCUGAGGUGUUACAAAGCCAUGGCAAAGGUAUCUAUGGUCGCGAAUGCGAUUGGUGGUCUGUGGGUAUUUUUGUCUAUGAAAUGUUGGUGGGAGAAACGCCAUUUUACGCCGACAGUUUGGUAGGAACUUACAAUAGGAUCAUGUACCAUGACAGGUACCUCGCAUUCCCUGAAGAAGUUGAAAUAUCUAGUGAAGCUAGAUCACUUAUACAGGGUCUCUUGUGUGAUAGACUUAAACGCUUAGGUAGGAAUAGUGUAGACGAAAUAAAGAAUCACCCGUUUUUUGAAAACACUGAAGGAUGGACCUUUAAUAACUUAAGAGAUUCUGUACCACCUGUAGUUCCUGAACUGGUUAGCGACGACGAUACUAGAAAUUUCGACUAUGAACGGGAUUACGAGAGAGACGAGUCACCUGAAGAGAUUUUUCCUACUCCAAACACUUUCGUCGGCAACCACCUUCCUUUUAUAGGUUUUACUUAUAAUUCUGAUUCCUACUUGCUCACCGCAGAGGACGACAUAGAUAGCAAAAACAGCAACCAUAUUUAUCAAGAUCAAAACGUAAACGCUCAAGUUAGCAAACUAGAACAGCAAUUAGAGCAGGAAAAAAGUAGCUCAGAAAGUCUUAGAGCUAAACAAAAAAUACUCAUAGAGCAGCUAGAUAUUUUGGCAAGCAAAGAAACUUUAUUGCGAGACGAAAUUUCAAAGUACGAAAAAGAGUUGACGUUACUGAGGCAUAGUUGCAAAGAGAUGCAAAGGAAAGCAGAAACCGAAGGAGACAUGAGAAAAAACACCGAGAAAUUGUUAAGCGAUUUAAAGCAAAAAUUCGAAGAGGAGCAGAACAAGAGAACUAAAGAAAUGAACAACAAUCAGCAGCACAAUGACAAAAUACAUUUGCUAGAAAAGCAAAUCGGGGAGAUGCAAGAGAAACUGAAAAUUGAAACCGAAAGCUGUCAGAGGUUGCGCAAACAAACUACGGAACUCACCAUGGCCAAAUCGAGUUCGGAAAUGAAGGUGGCGGAGUUUCAAACGUCUCUGCAAAGUUUACAAGCGCAAAAGGACGUUUUACAAACGGAAGUGUCCAGUUUGCACGAGCAACUUAGCCAAGAACGAAACUCGCUCGCUCAAGCUUUUGACAAUCAGCUGUUGUUGGAGUCCAAAGUGUCUUCUUUGAAUAAAGAACUGGAAAUGGUCAAGCAGAAAGAGGGAAAAACAUCCGCGGAUAAUCAGCAGCUAAAUGAAAGAGUGUCUUAUUUGGAGAAAGAAAACGCUGGGUUAGCGGCUGAGCUAAAUACCGCUCAGACGAGGUAUCAGCAAGAGGUCAAGGCGCACGAAGAGACUGAGAAGAGCAGAAUGAUGAAUAAGGAGGAGGCGAAUUUGGAAGUUGUUAAGGCUUUACAAACAAAACUUAAUGAAGAGCGUAACGCGAGGCAAAAAGCGGAUCUCAACUUCCAAGAGAAGGAAAGGCAAAUAUCCAUGUUGUCGGUGGAUUACCGACAGAUCCAACAGAGGUUACAAAAACUAGAGGGCGAAUAUCGACAAGAAAUGGAGAAAGGAAAAGCCCUCCAUGCCCAAGUCGAGCAGGAACAACAGAAGAAGACUGUGCUGCAAUCGGAGCUUGUGCAGCAUACCAACGAAGUUGCAAAACUUAAGGCGAAAGAGUCACAAUUGGCAAAUGAUUUGGCUCAAGUUCAGCGUUCAAAACAAAUUAUAGAAGAAGAACUGAUGCGCAUAAAACGCAACUGGCAAAUGGAUCAGCUACAAAUGAAAGAGCUACAAGACUCCUUGGAAACCGAGCAUUACUUCGCGACCCUCUACAAAACCCAAACCGAGGAGCUCAAAGAAGAGCUGAGAGAGGAGCAAGAGGACAAAACCCGUCAAAAUAGAGAAUACGAGGAGGAACGAGCGUCACUCAAGCACCAGUGCCAAGUGGCUUUAGCCAGGGCUGAUUCGGAAGCUUUAGCCAGAUCCAUAGCCGAAGAGACUGUGGCCGAUUUAGAAAAAGAAAAGACCCUAAAAGAGCUUGAGCUGAAGGAGCUAAUGGGGAAUCAUAGAAACGAUAUUAAUGCCAAAGAAGUAGCGAUGAACACGUUAAAAGAGCGAGAGGCCGAGCUUAAGCGGCAGAACGAACAGUUACAAAAAGAGAAGGAGGAGUUAAGCAGGCAGCUGAAGCAGCUACAAGAGGAGUUUAAUAGGACGACUAGUAAUAAUGAAGAAAUCGAGAAACUGCGCCAGAAACUAAAGACUGAAAACUUACUUAAACAGACGGCUAUUAAUAAAUUGCACGAAAUUAUGAACAGGAAGGACCUGAAAGAGAAACCUGGUAAAAAUAAGAUUUCCAGCACGGAUCUGAGGAGGAAGGAGAAAGAUUUCAAGAAGCUACAGCAGGAAUUGUCACUGCAGAAGGAGCACUAUAAUCAGUGGAUAAAUAAUUUGCAAAAGAAUAUCCAAGAUUUAUCGUUGCAACUGACUGAAGAAGUGAACAACAAAAACCGGCUCCAGAUGGAACUGGACAGCAAAGAUGCUGAAAACGACAAGUUACAGUCGAAAUUGGCAGUUUUAAGUAGUGAAACUGCGUCGAUUAGUUCAGCUGAUGCUGAAGGGGAAGAUAUGAAUUCCGACUACGUAUUCGAGGGUUGGCUGUCGAUACCGUCUAAGCAAAAUAUUAAAAAACACGGGUGGAAAAAGCAAUAUGUGGUGGUGUCAAGUAGGAAAAUUAUAUUUUACAACUCGGAGAACGAUAGGCAGAAUACGGAUCCUGUGAUUGUGCUGGACUUGUGCAAAGUCUUCCACGUCCGAUCCGUUACUCAAGGAGACGUAAUUCGGGCGGACUCGCGGGACAUCCCGCGCAUUUUCCAGUUGCUCUACCUCGGCGAGGGUGAGGCGCGUAAACCGUCAGAGGAGCCGAACAAUAUGCUCGACACCUCGUCGGUGAGGAGUUUCGACGAGAAACCGCCCGGCAUUGUAACGCACAAAAACCACGAGUUCCUGGUGAUAUCCUAUCAUAUACCUACGUCGUGCGAGGUGUGUCCCAAACAGUUGUGGCACAUGUUUAGGCCGCCCCCUGCGCUCGAGUGUCGAAGAUGUAGGGUGAAAAUCCAUAAGGACCAUCUGGACCGUAAGGAGGACACCGUUCCUCCCUGUAAACUACACUAUGAUCCCUCUUCAGCCAAAGAACUCCUGUUGCUCGCUACCUCGGUGGAGGACCAGCGACUGUGGGUAAACAGACUCAGUAAGAAGAUAAAAAUGCACGGGUACAAGGCCAACAAUUCGAAUUCCGACACCUCGAAAAUAUCACCCCGGGAAUCGACACGGUCCGCCCUAAAACCUUACCUAAACAUCCCGCAAAGGUCAGCGACCCUACCAGCAAACUCCUCCAUGAGCGGGAAAUGACAAGAAACGACCCACGCUAAGGUUAAGUCUUCCUGCUCGAUGGCUUCCAGAUAUUUCCAUAAGCCUUUUUAACUUAUUGCCACCUUUCAGACCCGAUCUGGGUACAUGUAACUUUACAGACCUGUGGGUCGUUACGAAAUCGAUUACGAUCAGCAGUAAGUCAGAUUCGACAUGGAAUUUAAUUAUGAGAAUUUACUUAUAGAGCUGGUCCUGAGAUGUAAAAAAGCGCGACAAAUGACAUUGAAAAAAAGAGGUUUUGGGAACUACGACUUUGGUUGCUCACAACUAAUUUAAGGUGGUAACAAUGAUUUUUCAAACUCUAGUAUUAUAAAAUCGUGUUAAUUGCACAGUUUACUACUAGAAUACUCAAGUGCCUAAACUGUCUUACCAUUUAAAAUUUAAAUCAAAAUUACUUUCUAAGCUCAACAAAUAAUUAGAAUAGAAAUAUUUUUGUAAAUAGAUACAAAAUUCUUAAAAGUUUUCAUGAAUUCAAUGCUUAUUAAUGAUCUUGUUGGGUCUGACCGACUUAUACGUUUUUAUAUACAGUAUGUGAUAUUACUUUACAACGCAAUCUAAAAUUUUACUUAGGAAAUAGUUGACUUCAUUAUAUUGAAUUCGCUUUUCAGCAACUUGUUGAUAGUAAGGUAUUUUUUAAUAUUAUUAGGCGUACUUAAUUCGGUUUGUAGGGCAGCUUUUUUUUAGACAGUGCUAAAUCCUGUGCCUAAUGUAUGUGUAUAGUAUCAUUUUUUUUGUAAACCCACAUUCCUUUUUAUCGCUGGUAUUAAACUGGGUUUCCCCGAGCGUGUUAAUGCUUUGUUUGAAGCACUUUUUGCCUAAGUUGGCUUGUUGCUUGGUACAAACCCAGCCGUAACAUAAAAUUUUUAUAAUUUGUUGAAUAUAUUAUUUGUUAUUGUACAAAGUUAAUGAAUGGUUAUUUAUCGCGCUGUAUCAUAUUAUAUCAUUUACGUCGAAUAAGAUUGAAGGUUUUUACCAAUAAAAUGUACAUUGUGCCUUAUUUUUUGUAGCUCAUUACAAAAACGAUUUAUCAAAGUGACAUUAUUUUUUUCGUUAGUUUGUAAAUUACUUACAUUAGUUAUUGUAUACAAAUUAAGCCAAAAUGGGUCAUUUUUAAAUAAAAACUGUUCUUAUUUAUUGUAAA